Molecule: messenger RNA, 5393 nt
Organism: Triplophysa dalaica
Lineage: Eukaryota; Metazoa; Chordata; Actinopteri; Cypriniformes; Nemacheilidae
Gene: nek1
Product: NIMA-related kinase 1
Exons: 36
Coding region: 149-4363 (1404 amino acids)
Biological process (GO): protein phosphorylation
Molecular function (GO): ATP binding; protein kinase activity
Source: RefSeq, a predicted model, not a curated record
AUCGAAUCGCUCUUUUUAGUCAUCUUGUCCCGCCUUUCGUCUCGAGACCGCCCACAGUCGAAAAUAUUCAUGUGAGCUGAACUGAUGCUGCCAAUGCUCGAGCUGUGUUCUGUAUACAGAAGCAUGAGAAGUGUUGUCCUCCACAGACAUGGAAAAGUAUGAAAGGUUAAAGAAGAUUGGGGAGGGAUCCUUCGGGAAAGCCAUCCUGGUCAAGUCAAGGGAAGAUGGCCGACAAUAUGUUAUCAAGGAGAUUGGCAUCUCCAGGAUGUCCAACAAAGAAAGACAGGAAUCGCGUAAAGAGGUGGCAGUUCUGGCUAACAUGAGCCAUCCUAACAUUGUCCAGUACAAGGAAUCCUUUGAAGAGAGUGGUUGUUUGUACAUAGUAAUGGAUUACUGUGAAGGAGGGGACCUGUUUAAGAAGAUCAAUAACCAGAAAGGGAUUCUAUUUCCUGAAGAACAGAUUCUUGACUGGUUUGUGCAGAUCUGCUUGGCUCUUAAACACGUGCAUGACCGCAAAAUCCUACACAGGGACAUCAAGUCACAGAAUAUUUUCCUGACCAAAGAUGGUACUGUACAGCUGGGAGACUUUGGAAUCGCCAGGGUUUUAAACAGUACUGUGGAGUUGGCGAGGACAUGUAUCGGCACACCAUACUACCUGUCACCAGAGAUAUGUGAAAAUAAACCAUAUAAUAACAAAAGUGAUGUCUGGGCCCUGGGAUGUGUCCUAUAUGAAAUGUGCACGCUUAAGCAUGCUUUUGAGGCAGGUAACAUGAAGAACCUGGUGCUGAAAAUCAUCCGUGGUUCGUACCCGGCUGUUUCAGUGCAUUACUCCCAGGAUCUGCGCCUUCUCCUGGCCAAGCUGUUUAAGCGCAACCCCAGGGAGAGACCCUCAGUCUCGACCAUUCUGGACAAGCCUUUUCUUGUGCGCAGGAUUCACAAGUUUCUCACUCCCCAGCUUAUUGCACAAGAAUUUAGUCACUCACUUCACCUUCAUCAGCCUAAAACAAGUGUGGCCCAGGGAGCACCAGCCAAACGUCCUGCCCCUGGCCCCGCCCCCAUCUCUCCAGCUCAGAAAAUCACCAAACCAGCUGCCAAAUAUGGAGUGCCUUUAACAGUACGGAGACCACCGGAAGCUCUCAGGAAUGUCCCGGACGCAGCAAAGAAACCAAUCAAACUCAAGCAGGCCCCCCCUCCUGUGCCAGCGCGGAGGAGAAUGAGUCGAGUGGAGGAGGAGAGGAGGAAGCAUGAGGAAGGAGCGAGGAAGAAACGCAUGGAGAUGAUGGAGAGGGAGAGGAAACAAAGAGAACAGAUGUGGUUACUGAAGGCUUCUCAGAUGAAGAGAUUUGAAAGGGAAAAGCUGAACCGCAUAAACCGGGCUCGAGAACAGGGCUGGAAACAUGUACUCAGUUCUAGUGGAGGCAGCAGUCCUGAGCGGAAGUUCUAUGGGGGUGGUGGUGGUGGCGGCAUUGGAGCAGCUGGAAUAGUCCCCACCCCUCUGCCUGGCCCCACCCAUCUCACCCCCCAUGUUCCUGGCCCUUUCCAUGCUCCUCCCAGCCGAGUUCCUUUAGACCACGCCCAUUCACCUGCCGAUAAACCUGCACCCAAAGAUGCUGCUGUAGGAGACAUGGCUUCAGGGGACCACAACAGGACUCCUGCAGACUCAGGGAAUCUCAAUGGUCAUGCCUGCAUUCCUGGUAAGGAUGUCAUUAGAAGAGAACCACGGAAAGCAAGCCUCCAAAAUGAAAACGACUGCAGGUUUCGAGGUCAGCUGGCAUCAGAAAGGGCUAAGCAGGUGGAAGAGUUUCAUCAGCGGAAAAGAGAAGCCAUGCUGAAUAAAGUCCGAGCAGAGGGACAGCUGGGGUCCCGGCAAAACCUGGCCGCCAUCAUUGCAAGCUGGUCAAACUCCUCUCGAUGCAGGAGACCCCGAAUCAACAAAGAGGAGGAGGAGUACUUGGCAAGGCUACGGCAGAUCAGACUGCAGAAUUUUAAUGAACGCCAGCAGAUCAAAGCUCUCCUCAGAGGAGAGAAGCGUGACAGUGAUGGUUUAGACAGUCAGGAAUCAUGUGAAGAAGCAGUUCUCAGGAGAAGGAAGAUAGAAGCAUUGAAGGCCCAAUCAAAGUCUCGUGCCGCCCUACUCAAGGAACAGCUCGAAAAGAAGAGGAGAGAAGCCUAUGAGCGAGAGAAGAAAGCAUGGGAGGAUCAUCUUGUAGCACGAGGAGUAAAGGUCAACGUUGGACCUGCAGGUGGAGCUCCACCUCCUGUAGCCCCUCCCACUCAACAGUCUGAACCCACCCCUCAGGAAGCCGUCUCCAAAGCCACACCCUCUUCUAGACCCUCCAUUCCAGCCAUUUCCAUGACCGCUGCUUUAAAGGAUGUGGGCGCGAUCUCAUCUGGGCAGAGUUCACCUAUGAAAGAGGACUCUCUCAGAGUAGAAACUUCCGUUGUACAGAUUGAAAAGAAGGAGAUUCUCAGGAGGCUUAAUCAGAAGGUACAGACUCCUGAGGAAGAUGGAGAGAAAGCUUCCACAUCUUGUAGCAGUGAACCAUGCCCCCCUCCUCCUCAACCAAUCCAACAUCCCAUCACAGAGGAAAGACCGCCGACGGGUGGUGAUAGAAAGAAAUGGGAGGCUGUACCUCCACCUAUACUCUCUGUAGCCGAACAAACUCUGGAGGAGACCUGUGCGACUCUGGCAGCUUCUCAGGCAGCAUCUCCAGAGGCGAGUGCUCCCUCUGGUGGAGACAGGAAGAAAUGGGAGACGGAUGGUGCGUCUCUGUUGUCUGUGGCUCAACAAACUCUGGAAGAAACCUGUCUUGCUACAGCAGGUCGACUAACAGUAGGUGAAGUCAUUCGCAUGGACGAUUUGAAGGAGGAGGAGCCACGGAAAGCUUGGGGGCGGAGCCCAGACGCAGAGGUUCUGAAGGUGUUGGAAAAAGCCGAACUGCAAACCCUUACCCAGCAACUAGGUCAUACCAGCAUCUGCGACAACAUACAAACUGAAAGCCUUAAUCCCAUUGAAGAGUCUCCAGAUGCCACACAAGCCAAUCAAGUGCCUCUCUUUCAGCCAUGCCAGCCUGCUGAAGAUUCCAAACAGGAAGUGACAUAUCACAGCACAGUGCCGAUCACAACAGAGGUUAAAAGUCAGGAUUUAAUCUCACCAUCAACGGGGGAGCUGCAAAACACAGAUUCUGGUGAAAGUGAGACAGAAGUGGUUGAUGAUAUGGAGUCGAUCGUUUUGGAGGAAGCCGCUUCACAAACUACAAAGCCCCCAGAGGACGUUCUGCAAGCUUGGACCAAUGAUUCCCAAAUAUCUGAGCCAGCAGAUGGCAGGCUAAUUCAGGAAGAGUGCACAGAGAUGCCUCAAAGGGAGGAGAAACAGCCUGAACCCGCAGUUGAUGAAUCUCUGUUUGUGAAGCUGAGCAGCAGUCCGGCUCACAGACGCACGGUAGCAUUGGCCCUCCUGUCUGCCCAGUCCUCGGCGGAUGACUCCUCCUCCGUCACCUCACGGUCUCGGUCGGUCUCUCCGCAGCGGUCGCACCGUCAUGACGAUGCGCUUCUCAUCGGCCUCUCCACCGGCCUUUUUGACACAAACAACCCAAAGAUGCUGAGGACGUGCUCCCUACCAGACCUCAGUAAGCUGUUCAGUGAUGCUGUUGAACGCGAAGGUUCUGUCGCUCCUGAAAACAACCUGGAGGUCGAGGAUCUGGAGGACAAAGGAGAUGAACCAUCUGAAACUGAAGAUGUGUAUGAUGAUGAUGACUUGAGAGAGCUCAGGGCAUCUAUGGAGAGGCUUCUCCAAGAACAGCGUAGUGACGAAGACGAUGAUGAAGAGGAAGAUGACGUUGGAGGAUCCAACGGAAGUCCUGCUGACGAAGAGUCAGCCGGUGUUAAUGGGCUAGAAGGGGCUGGUGAGAAUCCCAGUCCUGAGACUCCUCUGGUUGUUUACAAUGGGACGGCUGAGGAACAUGAUGAUGUUAGUCACGAUGAAGAAGAGCCAGGAGAACUGGUUACUGAUGGAAUGGAAGUGGAGGAAGAUGAAGAGCAGAACAGCAGUGAAGGCCAGCUCAAUGAGGAGUGGCAUUCAGAUGACAGCGAGGAAGAGGAUGGUGAAGAACUAGAGCAGCAAGACAGCAUCUUUAGUCGUCUGGAGGAGCUGCGGUGUCAUCUGGAGCAGGCGAUGGGAUUUGAGAAUUUCAUCCAAGCGUACAACAAAAUCAAGGCCAUCCAUGAAGACGAGGAUGAGAACAUUGAAAUGGUCUCCAGCAUGGUGCAAAGCAUUUUGGGAACCCAGCAUCAGCACCUAUAUCCCAAAAUUCUCCAUUUGGUGAUGGCGGAUGGAGCUUACCAAGAAGAUAAUGAUGAAUAGGAGUUAUUCAUCCGUGCCAGUGGCAGCCUCGGACAAUCUGCUGGCAGGCUGAAGUGUUCCCAUGAUGCCUCUGACAGACCGACGAAGUGCACGUAGGGAAAGAGGGGGGGGGGGACGGGGGUGAGAAAGGGGGAAAUGGGCCACUCGGGCAUGGGCAGUUUAACGUCCACGGCUCGACUGCAGUUCUGCUUCCAUAUCCUAAGUAUCUAAGCACUACUUUGUAAAUUUUGUGUAUAAAAAUCUGCCGUGGGUGAUAAUAUUUAACCAAAGCGUAGCAGAGCGUUACCACAUGAGGGCAAAAAAUAAGAAGUCUGAGACUCGUGUGUCCCCUUAGCUGUUGACAGAUUGUAUGUUAAAGUGCUGCUCCGUGCUGUAUGAACUAACAGCUGAAGCUAUGAAAACUGCUUUUUAAGGCUUUGGACCGGCCAGGGAGGUCUAGUUCAGGGGUCAGAGGUCAAAUUUCUACCGAGUUUCAGGUGCUUGCACACAACGGGCAGCAGGUUGGGUGCAGCUGUCUACCUCAGACAACAACAGACCCGGCUAAACUUAGUCUCAAAAUUCCUUCUCAAACACAUUUUCAGAACCUCUUUUUGUACUUUUACAGACGUGACGUUUACAAAACGUGCUCCAAAAUUACUUUGCCUCUUAAGAUUUCUCACAUGUCAAGUUUGAAGCAUUUAAGCAUCGUUUAUAGACAGAACUGUUAUUGAGAGAGAUGCAGGAGUUACUAUGCAUAUAAAGAGCAACUAAACAGUAGCGUGCAUAAGCCCGCUCAGCGCGGCGUUAUUUUGGGUUAAUGACGGACAUUUAUGAAAUGCUGUGGGGAUGCUUUGUGCAUGUUAUUCACAGCUGCACUUCCAGCUGGAUGUGUUCAGACGGUUUCCUCAUUUUAGCUGGUACUUGAAAGUGUACAGAAAAAUUGUAUAGCAUUUUGAAGCAAUUGUUAAAUAAUUUAUGAGCGUUGUUACUGUGUGAUUGCAUGUCAUGUAUGUCUUUGUACUGAGAAAUAAAAGUCAUUUUUUUGAGAGAA